GACAUGGCCACUGCCGCUCUCUUGUGCUCCGAGUACCUGCGCUGCCCUGUGUGCCUGGACGUAUUCCACGAACCUGUCACCAUCCCCUGCGGGCACACUUUCUGCAUGAGCUGCAUCACCCAAUGCUGGUCGCUGCAGGACGCAUCUAUCUCCUGCCCUCAAUGCCGCAGCACCUUCAGUUCAGAUUCCCAGCCACGACUCUGCAAGAACAGCAUACUGUCCCAGAUGGUAGAUCAUUUCUCCAAUAUGCAGAGACACAGUGAGAAGGUCACUGCCAAAAUCCGUCAAGCCGGACCACACACGGCGUGUGGCCAUCAGAAACUUGAGGAAGAACCCACAACAGAUAACAGAAGGGUCACCCCAUCGGCCAGCCCUGGAGCGCCUGACUGCGCCAAUCCCAGUGUCUCCUUGCUCAGAGAACGCGGAGCAGUGACACAAUUAUUCUCGGACAUGGUACGGAUUCUGCAGGCCUCUGGUUUUCGGCUCCUGCAGUUGAUGGAGCAGUCAGACAGCGGGGAAAGAGCACAAAGUUAUGGACUGGAAGAAGGACAAAUCAUGGAUGCAAUUCAGUCUGCCCAGGAGCUGCAUGUGUCGGAUGAGGUGGAGCCAGUUUGGUCUGGGCUUUCAGCGGCUGUCUCCAAAUUUAAAGAGAGUUUGCUGGACCUUUGUGCAGACCACAUGGGAAGAAUGGUGCAAAAAGUAUGGCGUACACGGACCGGCUGUCUACCUAUGUCUUCAGAACUCAGUGGGAACCCUUUGUCUCCGCUUAUGCCAAGGGUACGGGUCGAAUUUCUUCAGUAUUUACGGAACAUUAGCUUGGACCCAGAUACUGCUCAUCAUAAUCUGUACCUGAUGCAGGGAGACCGUAGAGUUCUGUGCAAGCUGCAGCCUCAAGCCUAUCCAGAACACCCUGGACGCUUCGAUCACUACACCCAAGUGAUGGGCCGGGAAGCUUUAGGCCAAGGUCGACAUUACUGGGAGGUCCAUCUGUCUGGCAACCGUGUGAGUUUGGGUGUCUCCUAUCGUGGCAUCUCCCGUAAAGGUCACCAGAGCCAUUGCCUGGCUGGUCGCAACUCUCAUUCCUGGUGCCUUGAGUGGAGUAGCACCCGAUGCUGUGCUUGGCAUGAUGGUCAGAAAGUCCUGGUUGCUAUAGGCCAGCAGGAGAGGCUUGGGAUUUUCUUGGACUGGGAUGCGGGGAGUUUGUCCUUUCAUGAAGUGUCCGAUGAAAUGCCUCUGCUGCACCGUUUCCGUGCAUCUUUUAUCCAGCCAGUUUACCCUAUCUUCUUCAUCAGCUGGAACUCCAUUGUGUCCAUUGGAGAUGGACAGACAACCCAACACUUCAACCGGAGCAAACAUUUUCACAGACAGCUUUCGGCAAACUUCUGACCUCUACUUCAAUGUUGAUCUCAUCUUAAACAUAUUAAGUUGUU
Messenger RNA from Spea bombifrons (plains spadefoot toad), 1430 nucleotides. RefSeq names its product tripartite motif containing 47 (gene TRIM47). Lineage: Eukaryota; Metazoa; Chordata; Amphibia; Anura; Pelobatidae. The transcript is spliced from 5 exons. Gene Ontology annotation, molecular function: protein binding. The coding region runs from base 4 to 1386 and encodes 460 amino acids. The record is from RefSeq and is a predicted model, not a curated record.